GUAGAUCAGUCUUUCCUGUCGCGUUGUACGUUAACUACGCUUGGCACCGAUUCCGCCUACAACUGCAACCUGUACCUCGCUCGGUGCGUGGCUCCGAUUCAGCCAGACUCGCGAGAAACGAGGGCCGAGCGGAAUUUCCUGAGGCUUUCGCCUUCGAGACGCGCGUGUUGUACAGAUCGGUUCUGGCCAGAUAGCGUGUCAGGGGUUACGUUCGGGGGAUCCCAUUCAGGUGACGGGAUAAAGAGAUUUAUCGCGAAAAAAGAGACGUUUAUCGUUGACGCUACGGAUGUCGUAAUGCCGGCGCGAUCCCGUCGGCUCGGCGAAGAAGAAGAGACCGUUAUCGCUGAUAACGCGUUGAGGAUAGAGGAAGACGAGUGGACCGUGCGCAUCGGUGAUCGGUGAUCGUUCCCGUGUUUUCGCGGGACACCCGCCGUAAAGAGUACACGUGCUCUCGAGCGUCUCGCGCGCCGUCGAAGUGGUUCGGUGUGUACCGCCGUCGCUGGCAGCGAACUGGGACGACACCAGUUGGCAGCGCUCGCGGAUAAAUAAGGCACGUGGAGUUGGUGAAAUUUGUACUUGAAAGGGACUCGCUCGGUGGCGGGAAGGGGCCCGAAGGGAACUGGUGUCGCGGAGGGAAUGACAGUGGAAGGAUCGCCGGGAAGUGAACAUGGGGAACACCGACAGUGUCCACGAGGUGGAGAUGAGGUCUUUGUCGACGGUGACCGAUGAUCGUCCUCACAUCGUGAGAACACCAAUGCGCCCAAUGAUAGCGGAAUACGACCCAAAGAAGCACGGUGUGAAAACAGAACUUUCAGACAUGGUUCUCGUCAAAUACAAGUGCGAGAAAAAUGAUGUACCGAUUACCGUCACGAACGGCUCGACGUUGCCGCUCGUGGAACGACCGAACGACGAGGAGGCGGCGCUCUACAACCCGUUCGAGCACAGGAAGCUCGCCCAUCCGACCUCCGACCUCGACACCCUGAUCCAUCUGCUGAAGGGCAGCCUGGGGACCGGCAUCCUCGCGAUGCCGAUGGCCUUCCGCAACGCCGGCCUACUCUUCGGCCUGUUCGCGACCUUCUUCAUCGGAGCGGUGUGCACUUAUUGCGUGCACAUACUGGUCAAGUGCGCCCAUGACCUCUGCAGGCGGACGCAAACGCCCAGCCUCGGCUUCGCGGACGUGGCCGAGGCCGCCUUUCUCGUUGGUCCCGAACCUGUGCAGAAGUACGCUCGUCUAGCCAAAGCGACGAUCAAUAUGUUCCUCGUGAUCGACCUGAUGGGCUGCUGCUGCGUCUACAUAGUGUUCAUCUCGACGAACGUGAAAGAGGUGGCCGAUUAUUACACGGACACCGACCGGGACAUCAGGCUGUACAUGGCGGCCCUGUUGCCCCUGUUGAUCAUAUUCUCCCUAGUGAGAAACUUGAAAUACCUGGCGCCGUUCUCCAUGGUCGCGAACAUCCUGAUCGCGACCGGGAUGGGGAUCACGUUCUACUACAUUUUCAGCGAUCUGCCCAGCAUCGCCGACGUGCCAAAUUUUUCGAGCUGGUCUCAGUUACCUCUGUUCUUCGGCACGGCCAUCUUCGCCCUCGAGGGCAUCGGCGUUGUGAUGCCGCUGGAGAACAACAUGAAAACCCCGACCCACUUCAUCGGCUGCCCGGGCGUGCUGAACACCGGCAUGUUCUUCGUGGUGCUGUUGUACAGCACCGUCGGUUUCUUCGGGUACUGGCGGUACGGCGAGAACACGAUGGCGUCGAUCACGCUGAACCCGGACGAGAGCGAGGUGCUCGCGCAGUCCGCGAAGCUGAUGAUCGCGGUGGCGAUCUUCCUGACGUACGGUCUGCAGUUCUACGUGCCGAUGGAGAUCAUCUGGAAGAACCUGAAGCAGUACUUCGGCUCUCGGAAGCUGCUCGCGGAGUACGUGGUGCGCAUCUUCUUCGUGAUAUUCACGGUGGCCGUGGCGAUCGCCAUCCCGAACCUCGGCCCGUUCAUCUCGCUGGUGGGCGCGGUGUGCCUGUCCACGUUGGGCCUGAUGUUCCCGUCGGUGAUCGAGUUGGUGACCGUGUGGGAAAGGGAGAACGGCCUGGGCCCUUGCUACUGGAGGCUCUGGAAGAACAUAGCCAUCAUCUCGUUCGGUGUGCUCGGCUUCCUGACCGGCAGCUACGUGAGCAUCCAGGAGAUCCUCGAGAAGAAAUGAAGCGCCGGGUUCGAAGGAGCUGCGGUGCGACGGAAUAAUCGCUCAGUGCGUACCAUAGAUGCCGGCGUGCUCGACACCUUCCGUGCUCACCGGGAGCAGCCUCGUCGCGCGGCCAGGACGACGAUACCCGGGACGGUGAUGCCGCCCGCCCGCCGCCGCUGAAGCGUCCAGGACACGAGUUACGCGGCCACGCGAGCUCCGAGCUUCUAGCUUCGUCUCGCUGCUUCUCUUUCCGCAACUCGGUAGUACGACGACCGUACCGACGACGAAGACGUCGCGUAGAACGACCGCCUUUCACCCUAUCGUAGCACACUAUCGGUUCCUCGUUGUAACCCUGUCCGCCCAGUCUUAUUCUUUCGUUCGACCGUAGACGGAGCUCGCCGUCGCGCGGAAAGGAGUUCCUGUAUCGGAUAGUUCGCACACCUGUUUUCUCGUCGCGGACGGUCACGAUACGUGAUACGUUCUCAUUUUUUCUACUGUACAAUAGCGUUUUUUAUUUUUCCCAGGCGCCAGUUAUUUUUGUAAGGAACGCGCCUGGUUUUCUCGUCGAGAGUUUCUUUUACUUUGACCUAAUCGUACGUGCUCCGAAUACUUAAACCCUGUUUCUUAUCGUUCAGUGUGGCAUACAGAAUGUAGAGUAAUAUCAGUGUAGCGAGAUUUCAGAGAAGAUACUAACUUUCCAUUAAUCAGUUGAUCGUUCUUAACAUUCUCGUUAACCGCGUUGCAGACGAUUUAUUCGGUUAGUCUGCGAUAGAAGCCGAAAUUGUUCAUUUCCCUGCGAUUUAUAUGAUGUAUAUGUAUAUAUAUGUACACGAGCUCCUUUCCGCGCACGCGUGAAACAAAAAUCCGACAGCACCGCUUAGUUUCCUCUCUCCGGAAAACUCGCGUACUCGGGAUCUGCAAUCGCAAUAGCAUACGAUACGCGGAGGUAUACGUUACGAAGCAUGAUCGAUCUUCGCCGAUUUGCGUCAGAGUCGUCGCUGCUGACGUCGCGCCGUACAACGCCGUACGCCACGUGUAAGUAGGCACGCUGAGAAUCAUUAAUGUCGCACCGGUUUUUCACCGGCUUCCCGAGAUCGUCGCUCGUAUUUGUAACGGGAAGUAGAUUCCUUCGAACGCGACGCGACAGGACAACGUCGGAUUACCAAUUAAUAUAAUAUCAGUGUAACGUGCCGCAAUUGGAAAUCGUUCGGAUCACUCGGGACAUGACAUUCUGCUGGUUAUUUUUAUAUACUCGACUAUAGAAAUUACAAUAGCUCUGCUGCAGACGAACGUUCAUUGAAAACUCUUGUAUAAAAUUGUACCUUAAUCGGCAGAGCACGCUAUGCAAUCCGACAGAAACGUUUGGAAAAUAAUUGACGUUUCCCAUAUGGAAGAAACGCGUAAUUUUAAGUGACCGACGGUCAACGCGUUGACUGCUGCGAUCUGACUUGGCUACACUGAGUUUCUUUUCAAUAUUUUAUUCUUAUCGCUAUUCUUUAACACUAGGUUUACGGACAAUUAUUGUACACUUGAUUCUAUUAUUCCUAAGAGAAUUGAUGCUCGUUUAUUUAGAUUGCGGAAACUGGAGAUUCGAUAGUAGGUAAUUGGGAUACAUUUCUAAAAUCCAAUAUGCGUCGAUCUGACGCGUUCCGUGAACCUAGUGUUGACGCAUUGACAUUUCUCUUCGUAUCGACUUGCCACCAGCAAAUCAGCUCAUUCAAUGUCCCUUCUCAUAAAAACACCACAGUCAACGCGUUGAACAGUAACUCGAAUAACACCUAAUGUUACGUGCGUCGACCAUGAAACGUGGAAACAGCGAUCGAUAACAGAAAUGUAACUUUUCGGAUCAGACAAUUCAGACGUUCCAGAUAAAGAGCAGUGCGACCUUAAUGAGCCUCGGCGCGCGUGAUCAUACGUUCGAGCGAUUAACCGAGCAAAGUCAACGGCACAACGUGGCUCGGAGUACCCGGAUCCAUGGGAUCGUGGAUCGUGCGAAAUGUUGAGACGAGUAUCAGGGGCGUAGAUAAUAGCUGCCGCCCCGGCCCCAUCUCCCCUUUGUCCUCCUCACUUUUAUUAUUUAUUCGCGGUGCGACGGCCGUGCGCACGAACGACAAACGCUUUUUCCAUCGAGUUCACAGACAACUGCGGGACGGUUUCUUUUUUUUUCUCUCUCUCGUUUUCUAGUUGCUUUACGUACACGCGGUACGAUUUAUAGAUAUGUAAAUUAUACUUAAGCGUCGUUUUUACCCCACGAGCAGGGACCGUUCGCGUUUUCGGCUUUAACGUGCGUUCGUUCGUUCGUUCGUUCGAUUUCCUGCGACAAGAGAACGAUUUGUAAGAUAAGAGGUUUCGUCGGCCGAUCAUCGAGCGAUCUACGUCCGCCGAUCGUCGGGAGUUGGACACCUUGCAUGUUCAGAAAUGGGAAAUAGAACCCGGAGAUCGACCAUAGACUUGUAAAUGAAUUUCUAACUCGUCGGAUCGACGACACUUUUCAGUUGGCACGUACUUCCGCCAUAGAUAUCGAAGGAUCGUCAGAAGUGAUUAAACGGUUGACAUAGACGUCGGUAUCAAACUCGAGGUAAAUUCUAGAUUGGAAACGAUUCGAAAUUAAUCGCUGUUUUACACGAUAAUCGUGUCUAUUCUUUCAUUAAGGUCUUCGCUUGAUUCGGACACAAAGGGGAAGUUGCCUAUGAGCGAUUUAAUAUUCAGUCAAUUCGACGUCUUGGGUGUCUGAAUUGGAAGACACAAAUGGCAUUCGACAAAAGCCUUUUAUUCACUUGCAAGCACCUACAACAGGUUCAGGACAUUAUCUCGUUACCAUCAUUCGACAGAAGUUACGGUGUUUAGAAUCGACAAACGCAAUUUUCCUGAAACAGUUAUGUUACUCUUUGACUGUUCUACAAUGGUCAUCCGCGAGCACUCGUUGACUCGAACAGAAUCCAUCGAAUAUGCUGUAACAUUCUUCGCUAUAACAUUUAUUCUGUAAAUAGAACUAUGUUACAGGCAUGCUUUGUCUCGUUGCUCUACUUAAAUAUUCUAUCUCUUUAGAAAUUGAAGAAAAACACUUCCACUAAAAGAUUAUUAUUCAAGACUUAGACAACUAGUUCAUUUUACAGUGAUAUAUUUUUCCAUUGAAACGUGUACAUUGUUCAUGAUCGCUUACCGAACUCCUAACAAAUUGAAAAAAAACACUUCCACUAAAUUAUUAUUCGACAAAGACUUAGAGACUAGUUGUUUCACAUUGAAAUAUUUUUCCAUCGAAACGUGUACAUUGUUCAUGAUCGCUUACCGAACUGGUAUCUGCAAGGCAUGCCUGUGCGCAACAUUCACGCUGUAUAAUGGCUGCGUAGAAAGGAUACUACGACGCGUAGACGGCUAACGUAUAAAAUUAAGGAAACCGUAGAUUUCAGUGAAACUGUCUGUACACAGAGUAUCCCCCGUAAUUCGGUAGAUUCUAGUAGCGGCCGUUUCGUCAGUGAUGUGCCCGCGACGGGACUACGGAGCGCUUGAAAAUGGCGGCGAUAGAUCAAUCGACGUAACACCGAUGGGAACUGCCGAUCUGUUCCUAGUGCCUUCGUUGCACAAAAGAAAAAAACGUACAAAAAUGGUUAUUAAUUAAGAAUAAGAGGCAGAAUGGCACGUAGGUGUGAUAAUAUCGUGAUGCAUGCUUGCUAGUCUGUAAGGAGUUAGAGCGAGAGCUACACGGCGCGAGGUUGCGUCAGUGCGCGAGAUUGAAACGCUAAUUGGAUACCUUUCUCGCUUGACACGCGGUCAGUAAAAUCGAAAGAGUACGAAUAAGAGGAAGAAAUUUUUGUGAAACGAACAGAAGAGCUUGAUCGGGUGUCAAGGCGAACGUGCUCAGCAAUGGAAAUUAUUUAUUUCGCGUCCUAGAAUCGGUUAGAUGAACGGACAUCAUCGACGAUUAUUGCUCAUCGACAAUAAGAGGAAAAGCGAAUGAAACGAUGGAAUUGAUCUCGGCACCGGGCGAUUCGGGCAGCGAAAAUCUUCGCGAACGGAAAUUCUAAGAUCACGAAAUAGUACAAACGUAAUUAAGAUUCGUCAUUCAUUUUACCUAUUGGAUAAUUGUAUAGAGCUUAUACAGGGAGUUUCAUAACGAGACGCGAAAACAACGAACAGCUGGUGCAAACAUGUGUCCCGUGAAUUGUCUGUUAUACGUAACGAGUGUUCAGCCAGUUUCGGCUCGAUUCGAAAACUGCAAUUUCGUAGACUAUAAUAGAUUUUGUAAGGGUCAUUGUCGUUGACACUGCCAUGGCCCUCGAGGAAACCGACGCGUUCACCGGACUCUGGGCAUUUUCAGACCCACACUUUUGCAUCCGAAUGUUUAUACUCUGAAGAGAUUCACUUUUCCAAUGUUCAUUCUUCUGGGAAAAUAAUGUUGAAAUCGUAACAAAUGCAUUGCAAUGGCCAUGUUAGUGCUGAAGAUAAUUGGAAUCGUUUGAAUCGUUUAACCCUUAGCACUCCAGAUGGUUUCGUAAUUUAUCAGCAACUAAUUUUUAUGGUAUCUAGUGAAAAUGAAAAAUGCUGUAACAUUCCUUCGAUCUUUUGUUCCUUCUCAGUACGAAAUUUCUUGUGGAAAAUCGAAUAAUCUUGGGGUAGUUUCUUUGAUUCGUUGAAAUAUUUGAUAUUAUGAUGCAAUAUUGGAGCCUACGGAGUUCAAAGGGUUAACUUCAAUCGUCCACGUUUGGCGUUUCUGUUCGAAGGGCACAUGUUUGACGACUCGACGUAUUUCGGCGCAGAACACCGCGCCGCGAGCUGUUCGUGCGAUUCGUUCUCGAAGACAGAAUUCAGUGCCUUGGUUCUUUCGUCUGACGGGAUCGUAGGAUUGACCCUUUCAGUGCCAGGCAUUUUACGGAGCACAAGGAACGUUUACAAGGAACAAAAUUCCGAUUUGGAGGAAAAUUUGACUAUUUAUUCUUCUGAAACUUAACCCUCUGUAGGUUUCGUUCUAAUCGUGAAAAUUCGGCCCAUAGAGGGUUAAAGAAUAUGGAAUAUAAUGUUAUGCAACAAAAUUUUUGGUUAUAAAAUAUUUGUAGAGACGCCCUUCGAACGAGGCUGAGAAAAAAAGAGAAAGAUCGGCUCGCUGGCACUGAAAGGGUAAAAACGGACCUCACGCGACACCGAGCAGACACCGUACGCGCGGCUCCGACGCGGAUCGGAGCCGUACUCUCGUCACGAAAGCGUCGAACAACGGGACAUGUUCGUCCGAAAGACAAUAACCGAUGCACGGUAGUUGCCAUGUUCGUUUUACUAGAGUCGUUGCAAACGUACGCCUUAACCGAGGAGAGGGCAGAACACGAAGAAGAAUCAGGGGAAUCGGAGGAACAAGGAAACGGAAAAAUGAGUCUGCCCUCGAGCCGCAGAGAACCGUUGAAAUUUUUGCCAAGCAUCAUCCAUGUUUUACCAUUUUUCUGUACUCGUCUAUUCUUUUCUAUCGAAAGUUUUCCCAUCAAUGUAUCUGUACACACGCAGAGACAGACCGCCCACAACCAUGAUCGUUACACGUACGAUGAUCUGUAUUCAGAAAAAAGAGGAUCUUCAAACUUUUCUCACCCUUCUUUUUUUUCUCUUUUUUGUUUCCUUUGGAAAUUGUAAUCGAAACAUGAAAUACUUACAUGUACACGUACAUACAUACACGUGCGACACACACAUACAACCGUUUAGCCGCUUUUGUACUUCAAAUUUCCUUUACAGAUCGCGCACGCAGGCAAUGCGGCGAUGGUCGCUGCGAAGAGAAUGUCGUUUCGCGUGCACGCGUGUACCGUGCACGCUAUCAAUCUGUCAGACAUUGUAAGAGACAGUGUUAUAUGAUAUUUAAUACACAACAAACAGAUUUGCGAAAGA
This is a messenger RNA of Nomia melanderi (Alkali bee), 8035 nucleotides long. RefSeq names its product proton-coupled amino acid transporter-like protein pathetic. Gene Ontology annotation, cellular component: vacuolar membrane. Gene Ontology annotation, biological process: amino acid transmembrane transport. Lineage: Eukaryota; Metazoa; Arthropoda; Insecta; Hymenoptera; Halictidae. The record is from RefSeq and is a predicted model, not a curated record. Gene Ontology annotation, molecular function: L-amino acid transmembrane transporter activity.